Molecule: messenger RNA, 2841 nt
Organism: Miscanthus lutarioriparius
Lineage: Eukaryota; Viridiplantae; Streptophyta; Magnoliopsida; Poales; Poaceae
Source: the annotation of a GenBank genome assembly
AUGGCUGACGACGCUUCUCACGGGGCCAGCAGCUCGACUGUGAAACCUGCUGAUGAUCCAGAGUCUACCAUCGAGAUCAACAUCAAGACCCUGGAUUCACAAGUCCACAAACUUCGCGUGGAGAAGAAUGCACCUGUUUCCGUUUUAAAAGAGAAGGUUGUUGAAGCGACUGGGGUUCCAUUGGAUCAGCAGCGCUUGAUAUUUAGAGGAAGAGUCUUGAAGGAUGAUCACCUCCUAUCAGAAUACCAUUUGGAGGAUGGAUAUACAUUGCAUCUAGUCGCUCGGCGUGCAGCAGAGGGCCAGAAUUCUUCUGGGGCUUCUGAAGGAAAUACACAUGCUAAUGUAAACGUUACUGGAAAUGGAGGAUUGUUGGAUGAUAUUUCCAGGAGUGUUCGGGAUCUUCUGGGUUCCUUAGGUGUUGCAAUGUCUGGUGGUGUCACUAACACGGCAUUUUCGGUUCCUUUGACUACCGCGCCAGAAGGACCCAAUAAUGUGCCCGGAAGAGCUCAGCCAAUGAACCCAGCGCAACCAGGAUUCUCAGUUCUAAAUCAUCAAAUACAAGUAACACAACUUCAGCCGCCAGGAGCCAUUCCUCGCAACAUGAUUAUUCCAGAUUCUUUGACAACUCUGUCGGAGUACAUGGAUCGCAUUGACCGAGUAUUACAGAAUAAUGGUGCUCCACCAUCCAGGGAUUCACAAAGCCAGCAACAACUGACAGUGGAUGAUGCUAAUGUCAGCCCGAGAUAUCCAAGUCCUGAUGUUUUGGCUUCAGUUAUUGAGAGAGCCCAACAACUUCUUGGCAGCAGUGCAGCUUCUGCUCUUUCGCACAUUGCACAACGUAUUCGGCAAGAUGGUGGGACUGCGGAUGCAUCUCUUCGCCGUGAGAUCCAAACUGAAUCUGUUCAGCUAGGAAUUUCGAUGCAACAUUUGGGUGCUAUGUUUUUUGAGCUUGGUCGGACGAUGAUGAUGCUCCGCACAGGGCUAUCUCCUUCUGAGGCUUUUGUAAACUCUGGGCCUGCUGUUUAUAUAAACUCCACAGGACCAAACCCAAUCAUGGUUCAGCCAUCUUAUCAAAACACCCCUCCUUUUGGUGUAUCUAAUAUACCAGUUAUGGGUGGAAUUUCUGGUGCUUUUGGUAUUGUUGAUCCUUCUCGAUCAUCUGGUUUCGGUGAUCCUUUUCGACGUAUGAAUGUCCCAAGUAGCGGUGCAUCUGCAACAAGUGGUUCAGCUGCUGGUACUACCACAACUUCUGAAGGAGCUAUCAACGGGAACCGCCAAGAUGCGGCAAGAACUCAAGGAGGUAACACACCGGGUCACCCGGCUGCAACACGUGGAUUGCCAACCAGAACAGUUGUUGCUGCUGUUCCAGCACGGUCCUCAGCCGAGGCUCCAAACCAUGUCUUUAGUGUUAUUCUGCCUGUUCAAGUGAGGGGCCAGGUUGCAGUGCCUAAUCAGUCCUCUCAAGGUUCUCAAACAGCAGUGGGCAAUGGAGCUCAAGGAAAUUCAACAUCUGCUGUUCCACAAGCUUCUGUUGGUGGUGUUUCUGGUGUUCCUCCUAUAGUGGCACAGGUAGCCAAUGCAUUGGCCGCGAAUGCGCCAAGCCAGGUUUCUUUAUCUACACAAACUGCAGCAGAUCAGGGAUUUCACCCGACCAUAGACAGCAGAGCUGAUGUUCUGAGUUCUUCAACACCAGCCACUACACCACAGAAUGAUCCCUCAGGUAUUUGUGGUUCCAGUUUGCCACCUCAAGACAGGAAUACUUUAAAUGUUCCCAGUCUUGACAGUAUACAACAGCAUCCACAAUUGGGAGAUACUUGUGCAGAUACAGCCGACUUACCAGGAGACGCCACAGCCACCAAUACUCAUGAUGUUCCUUCGAACGCAUCAGUAGAAAAUUCUGCGCUGAAGAACAAAUCCUCAGAUGAAGUAGGUUCACAGCCCACUGAGCCUUCUGCAAGUGGCAGUGCUGAACCAUUAGGUCUUGGCGGAGGUCUGAUUCCAAAGAAACGGAGCAGAGCAGUAAAGCCAUCUGGGAGCACAACUGAUCCUGGUAGGGAUUCAUCGUCAGUCAGCCAAAACCAAGAUCCUAUUUCAGUGGCCCAGCAGUUUCUGGAAGGUUUUGCUUCCCGAAAUACUAAUGCUAGCAGAAGCAAUGCCCCCGCCUCUGGUCCUCCAUCCUCUGUGCCACAGCCUACUGAAGUUCCUCCGAGAAGACAGGGUGGUGGACAACCUGAUAUUGGCAGCAUGAUAUCUGGUAUGCUCAACAACCCAGUUUUCAGCAACAUAUUGUCGAAUGUUGCAACACAAGCAGGGGGCUCAAGUGCUGAUUUGAGGAGCGUGAUGGAAGGAUUACAGAGCCCUGCAAUUGUAGAUACGAUAAGCAGUAUUGUGCAGAAUGUGGAUGAACAAGACCUUGGGGCCAUGCUUGGUUCAGGCAGGGGGCAAGGCGGCAUGGAUUUGUCAAGAAUGUUGCAGCAAAUGGUGCCUGUUGUAUCCCAGGCUCUUGGUGGAGCAGGGGGGCGUUCUGCUGGCGCAAAUAGUAGACAAUCUAGGUCAUGGCCUCAGCGCAUUGACAGUGGAGAAGGAAAUGUACCAGCUAGCAGUUCUCAGAUUGAUCUCGGCCUAGCUCGUCAAAGCAUUGAACAACAUGAAUCUCCAGAGAAUAUCUUCAGUUCUGUCCUUGAAACUGCUGCUCAGGCCUAUGGCGAAGAUGACAGCGUUCAAGGAAUGAUCGAAGAGCUUUCCAGUGAUCAAGAGCUUACCGAUGAAUACUUGAAAUUUUUGGUGGACCAAGUUCGGCAGAGGGUACAGUCAGAGUCACAGUCCGGGAGCCAGCCUUGA